This is a messenger RNA of Rotaria sp. Silwood1, 870 nucleotides long. The record is from the annotation of a GenBank genome assembly. NCBI's taxonomy places the organism in Eukaryota, Metazoa, Rotifera, Eurotatoria, Philodinida, Philodinidae.
AUGGCUUUAGGACCAGCUGAUAUUGGACUUCAACAUGUAUAUGAUCAACUAGCACAAUCCUAUAUUGGAUUUGAACAAUAUGAACAAGAAUAUAAUAAUACUAAUAAUAUAUCAACAAAUAAUUCUUCAGUAAAUACAAAUCAUAAUUCAAGUUUACCAAUUCAAAGAAAUAAUGUCUUAUCGUCUAAUUCUCCAUCAAAUAUUGCGAAAACAAUGACAUAUUCUCGUUAUGCAUCAACAUCAAAUGGAAAUUCUCAAUUUCCAAUAAAACGUCUUUUCACUCCAUUUCUAUCUAGUGUUUAUACUGAAAUUGAUACAAUAUGGUUUCGAAAAAAAUGGUUAAUAUUCAGUGAUAAUCGUAAAGAAACAUUUUUAACAUUACGUUCAGAUAUAUCAGACUAUUUAACUGUACAAAUGGCAAUCGAUCAAAAUUGUUUUAUAAACAGUAAACUACCUCUUCUUAAUCAGCCUGAAUGUUUACUUAUUCGAACAGAAGGCAAUAAUAAAAGUUUAUUUUUACCUAAUUCAAUUAUUUCAUUUGGAAAUUUUUUUGAUCGAAAUAAACAAUUAUCUCAAGCAAAAUUAAUUGCUAUUAUAUGUGAGUCAGAUAAGAUGAAGAAUAAAUUAAUGUUUUAUAAACAUUCUGCAACAAAUCAUUGGUAUAUUCUAAAUAAUGAUCUGAUAAAUCCAUCACAAUCAUUUUCAAAUAUUUUAUCGAAUGAAGAACAACUUCAACUUGAAUCAUUGUUGAAACAAAAUAAUCAUAGAAAGUUUAUUCAUCCAUCUGAAUUAGAUCGUCCGUUAUCUGCUUUAUGCUAUCAUCCUAUUACUUAUAUAUAUCUUGUACAGAAAAUCAAUGAUGAAAAUUAG